GUGAAGUUAAGUUGAAAAGGUCCAAGACUGAGUGGCAAAGACAUAACAAUAACAUACUUGCCGAAGAGGCAGCACAAAUUUUCGAUGAUAAAAUCUCUGUCCAGCAGAAGAAGAUUACAAGAAUGGAACGAAUACGAGACUCUUCUCUCUACUCAAUUUUUGCCUGCCUUAACCGGCUCCUUUUCCUUCUUAUUUAUAGCCUCUCCCUAACUACUUCUCACUCCUAUUUGUUGCGUAACAGAUGCUGUUAGCAUACUCUCUUCCUUCUAGUUGCUUCCUGUUUCUUCUAGAAUAUGUCACCCGAAUAGGAGGCCUAUCAUUACCCUCGGUUGAAAGUACUACCUUGUCCUCAAGGUGGAAGUCAGGAAAAUAUUGACUGAUAGUUUUGACUGAUUCCCAUGAAGCUUCUGAGGUUGGUAAGUCCUUCCAUUUAACCAGAACUUCCUUCUUUCUUUCUUAUCCUUUCCUGGUCUGUCGGACAUCUAGUACUUGAUCAGGUUCCACUACCCAUUCCAGAGAGGCAUCCAACUGUGGAGGAAGUUGUUGACUAGCUACUGUUGGAUCAAGUGCUUUCUUGAGUUGCGAAACAUGAAAGACAGGGUGAAUUGUAGCUGAUGGUGGUAGCUCGAGAUGAUAAGCAACUGGUCCUACUUGCUUGAUGACUUUAUAAGGGCCGAAGUACCGAGGCCCCAGCUUUCCGUUGGACUUCUUGGCUAAUGAUCGAAGGUGGUAAAGCCAAAGCUUUAUAUACACUAGGUGGCCUUCUUCAAACUGGAUGUCUCUUCGAUGUUGAUCCGCAGUUUUCUUCAUCCUUGCUUGAGCCUGGAGAAGGUGGGCCUUCAAUUUAUCAAGUAUGUUGUCCCUCUCCGAAAGUUGCUGCUCAACUGAGGCUAUACCUGUAUUUUGGGUGCCAUAUCGCACUAAUGGGGGAGGUUCUCUCCCGUAGACGGCACGGAAAGGAGUAGUGUUGGUAGAAGCUUGGAAAGUGGUGUUGUACCCAUAUUCUGCCCAUGGCAGCCACUUGUGCCAGCUUUGGGGUUUGUCAUAAGCAAAACAUCCUCAAAUUGUUGAAGAGAAUAGCCACUGUUAAAGAUGAUGGAACUGUAGAAUUUGAAGUUCGGGGAGAUGUUGAACCUCAAACUCUUGGAGUUGGUUCUGAAAAUGUAUGUAAUGAAGUUGAUGAAGAACCUCUUGAUGCAACGGAUCUUCAAUACAUUCCCCCAUUGCAAAUUGUAAUGCUUAUUGUUGGGACACGCGGAGAUGUACAACCAUUUGUUGCAAUUGGGAAAAAACUACAGGAUUACGGUCAUCGUGUUAGGUUGGCGACUCAUUCAAAUUUCAAGGAGUUUGUCUUGACUGCUGGGUUGGAAUUCUAUCCUCUUGGUGGCGAUCCCAAAGUUCUUGCUGAAUACAUGGUUAAAAACAAAGGGUUUUUGCCAUCGGGGCCUUCAGAAAUACCUGUACAAAGAAGUCAAAUGAAGGAAAUAAUAUAUUCUCUACUUCCAGCGUGCAAGGAGCCUGAUCUUGAUUCUGGGAUUCCUUUCAAAGCAGAUGCAAUUAUUGCUAAUCCCCCGGCAUACGGGCAUACACAUGUUGCAGAGGCAUUGAAUAUACCAAUUCAUAUAUUUUUCACAAUGCCAUGGACGCCAACCAGUGAAUUUCCUCAUCCUUUGUCCCGUGUUAAGCAACCAGCUGGAUAUAGGCUAUCCUAUCAGAUUGUGGAUUCCUUGAUUUGGCUUGGAAUACGGGACAUGAUAAACGAUGUCAGAAAAAAGAAGUUGAAGUUACGGCCAGUCACAUAUUUGAGUGGUUCACAAGCGUCUGAGUUGGAUAUUCCUCAUGGAUAUAUAUGGAGCCCUCAUCUUGUUCCUAAACCAAAAGACUGGGGACCUAAGGUUGAUGUGGUUGGAUUCUGUUUCCUUGAUCUUGCAACAAAUUAUGAACCGCCUGAGUCACUUGUAAACUGGCUUCAAGCGGGUCCAAAGCCUAUCUAUGUUGGUUUUGGUAGUCUUCCUGUUCAAGAGCCAGAGAAAAUGACACAAAUAAUUGUUGAAGCUUUAGAAAUAACUGAACAAAGGGGAAUCAUUAACAAAGGCUGGGGAGGCCUUGGUACCUUGGCAGAACCAAAGGACUCUAUAUAUCUGCUGGAUAACUGCCCUCAUGACUGGCUUUUUUUACAAUGCGCUGCUGUGGUACACCAUGGGGGUGCUGGAACAACGGCUGCUGGUCUUAAAGCUGCGUGUCCAACAACUAUCGUGCCCUUCUUUGGUGACCAACCUUUUUGGGGAGACAGAGUCCAUGCUAGAGGUGUUGGUCCUCCACCUAUACCAGUUGAUGAAUUUUCUCUUCCAAAGUUGGUUGAUGCAAUUAAAUUUAUGCUCGAUCCCAAGGUGAAGGAGCGUGCAGUUGAACUUGCAAAAGCCAUGGAGAAUGAAGAUGGGGUAGCAGGAGCAGCGAAAGCAUUCCUUAAGCAUCUUCCUUGCAAAAAACUUGAACCUGAGCCAGAACCUGCAUCAUCAAGUCUCUUCUCUAUCAUAAGAUGCUUUAGUUGUUCCUAGAUUUUGAGUGGACACUGUUGUGAUCCAAUCACUUUUUGUGUAUUCUUUAUUAGUGAUUGAAUUAUGAUAACGUCAUUAUAUGAGCAAUAUUUUCUUGAUUUAGUACUUUCUCCUUUGUUUUAGCGCCCUUGUCCUUUCCCUUUUCCUUCUAGAGCUCAUCUUCACAUUGCCUCAUUUGAAGUACCACCAAUCGCUAGUGAUCAUGUUCAUUGAAAAUUUACAAUAUGAUUUUAGAGAUUGCACUGUUCUGUAA
Molecule: messenger RNA, 2811 nt
Organism: Olea europaea var. sylvestris
Lineage: Eukaryota; Viridiplantae; Streptophyta; Magnoliopsida; Lamiales; Oleaceae
Product: sterol 3-beta-glucosyltransferase UGT80A2-like
Exons: 14
Coding region: 1011-2558 (515 amino acids)
Biological process (GO): carbohydrate metabolic process
Molecular function (GO): UDP-glycosyltransferase activity; hexosyltransferase activity
Source: RefSeq, a predicted model, not a curated record